Molecule: messenger RNA, 2892 nt
Organism: Hylaeus volcanicus
Lineage: Eukaryota; Metazoa; Arthropoda; Insecta; Hymenoptera; Colletidae
Gene: ari-1
Product: E3 ubiquitin-protein ligase ariadne-1
Exons: 8
Coding region: 1095-2624 (509 amino acids)
Biological process (GO): protein polyubiquitination; positive regulation of proteasomal ubiquitin-dependent protein catabolic process; ubiquitin-dependent protein catabolic process
Cellular component (GO): cytoplasm; nucleus; ubiquitin ligase complex
Molecular function (GO): ubiquitin protein ligase activity; ubiquitin conjugating enzyme binding; zinc ion binding
Source: RefSeq, a predicted model, not a curated record
GUAUUAACGUCGACCAAUUUUCGAGACAUCGCGUAAAGUGUGUUCGGUGUUCCUGUAUUCGUUAAAAAUCAUCGAUUCGAUUGGGUGUCGUGUCGUUUAACCUUUUUAAAUUAACGAAAUCGGAGAGAAUAUCAAAAUAAGAUUUUCUUUAGCUAAUCUUUACGCAUCUUCACAGUUUUACGGAAAUCUCCCUGGUUUGAUAGUUACACAGUAAUAUCUCAUGUACACAAUGAUUCGAUAUGGAGUACAGCUUACUUUUUACCCCCUUUUCAUAAAUUACAUAUGUAUAUGAUGUUCUUUUUAAGUUUCCUAUCUUAGUCUUAAUUAUUUGCAUAAAUCUCUCAGCAUUAUUAGUUACUCCAAACAAUUAGUACAUUUGUCACAGAAACUACAGUAAUUUAAUAAGAUACAUUUUUUCACUUAACGUAAAGUGUAGAUUUAAUAACGAUCGAGUUGCAGUUAGAGAAAUAUUAGUAUCGAAAGGAUUCACUUUUUUACAGCAAAAUUGUUUUCGAUUAUUCUAACGUUUAUUUUCAUUCGGUAACUACAACUGGGAGUAGCUACGUCGUACUAUAUCAUGUAAAAUUACCAAAUUCCAAAGCAAACUAGUAAUAAUAAAAACCAUAGAACAACAUAAAAUAUCAAUUCGAUAAACACAAGACGCCAUUGGAUAAAAUAUACCUAAGAGGCUUGGUUAACACCACGGUAACUCAUUCAUCGUUUGCUCCGUGAUUCUAGCGUUUAGUGUAACAGCUACCGGAGUUCAACUCGGAUGUUUUGGCAGCUGAUUUAAUUCUUACUGACCAUUAUCCGUAGAAAUAUUUUGAAAAUUUUUGGACUGUCCAUGCUAAUGGAAGGAUCGCGUGGUGUUGUGACAGUAAAUUUUUUGUGGUAGUUCGAUACUAAGUAAGGGACAACGCACGAUAAAGCUUCUUGCUUUAUUCGGGGAAGUAGCGAACGAUGACGUCAUGUGCUGAAACAUAAGCUGUUUUCACCUUGUUCCGCUACAACAGUAUUUCGCGGGUACAGGUGCAAACAAUAUAAAAUAAAAAAAAUUUAUUGGCGUUUUGAUCGCUUAAUAAAUUAACAACACAAUGGAUUCUGAAGAGGAAACAUACGAUGAUGUUGAUUCUGGCAAUGAAUCCAGUGGGGAUGAUGUGGAUUUUGCUAUGGAAAUAGAAGCUGAAAAUCCAAGGGAACGGACAACAGAUGUUGAUGAUUAUCCUUUUGAAGUUUUGUCAACAGAGGAGAUAGUGCAACAUAUGAUUGAUUCCAUAAAAGAAGUGAAUACAGUUGUAGAAAUACCAGCAACAACCACACGUAUUUUAUUGAAUCAUUUUAAAUGGGAUAAAGAAAAAUUAAUGGAACGUUUCUAUGAUGGGGAUCAAGAAAAAUUGUUUGCAGAAGCAAGAGUUAUUAAUCCAUUUAGGAAGGGUCCAUUAAUAAAUAGAAAUCAAUCUUCUCAAAGCUCUUUGUCUAGAAGAACAUCAACAAAUGGUACAGAGGAGUGUGGAAUUUGUUUUAUGGUUCAACCAACUGCGUUGAUGACUGGACUUGAAUGUGGACAUCGCUUUUGUACUGGUUGUUGGGGAGAGUACCUCACUACCAAGAUUAUGGAAGAAGGGGUGGGUCAAACAAUUGCAUGUGCAGCACAUGCUUGUGACAUUUUAGUAGAUGAUGCGAGCGUUAUGCGUCUUGUAAAAGACUCUAAAGUUAAACUGAAAUACCAACAUUUAAUAACAAAUAGUUUUGUCGAAUGUAAUAGGUUACUAAGGUGGUGUCCAUCUCCAGAUUGUAACAAUGCUAUAAAAGUACAGUAUAUCGAAGCAAGACCUGUGACUUGCAAGUGCGGCCACACAUUCUGUUUCCAUUGCGGUGAAAAUUGGCACGAUCCCGUGAAAUGUCAUUUACUCCGUAAAUGGCUAAAGAAAUGCGACGAUGAUUCGGAAACAUCAAAUUGGAUUGCUGCAAACACAAAAGAAUGUCCCAAAUGUAAUGUCACCAUCGAAAAGGAUGGUGGAUGUAAUCAUAUGGUCUGUAAAAAUCAGAAUUGCAAAACUGAUUUUUGUUGGGUAUGCCUUGGACCGUGGGAACCGCACGGAUCUAGUUGGUAUAAUUGUAAUCGUUACGACGAAGAAGAGGCUAAAGCUGCCAGAGACGCUCAAGAAAAAUCAAGAUCCGCGUUACAAAGAUACUUAUUUUAUUGCAAUAGAUAUAUGAAUCAUAUGCAGUCAUUGAAAUUUGAAAGUAAACUUUAUGCAAGUGUAAAAGAAAAAAUGGAAGAAAUGCAACAACAUAACAUGUCAUGGAUCGAGGUACAAUUCUUAAAAAAAGCAGUGGAUAUUUUGUGUUCUUGUAGACAGACUCUUAUGUAUACUUACGUUUUUGCUUAUUACGUGCGAAAGAACAACCAGUCUGUGAUUUUCGAAGAUAACCAAAAAGAUCUAGAGGGCACAACAGAACGUCUCUCGGAAUAUCUCGAAAGAGAUAUCACAAGUGAAAACCUUGCUGAUAUUAAACAAAAGGUUCAAGAUAAAUACAGAUAUUGCGAUAGUCGGAGAAAAGUGCUUUUGGAACAUGUACAUGAAGGUUAUGAAAAGGACUGGUGGGAGUAUGUGGAAUAGAAAGCUAUACCAGCUUUAUUUUUUAGGGGUGUGAGACAAGUUUUCCUUCUUGUCACUUUUGCCCCAGCUGUGAUAAAUCAAGAAAGAUGACAAGAGACAAAAAUAGAGCAUGUCACCAAGUGAUUUACGUGUUAGAUAUACUUUAAACACAAUAUGAUCUGUGGCAACACAUAUAUCGUUAUGAAUUUUGAAUUAAUUAAAAUUGAAUCCUAUUACCAUCGGGUUAAAUGUAAAAUACUUUUGUAUUGAUUACUGAUGCUAAUUUGCG